UCUCUGAAUAUAUUUAAAUGUGCAAGUUUAUAACAUCUUAUUAACUGACGCUUAGCUUUAUUUUUUUUUUAAAGGACGCUGGGCUAACUUGGCUAACUGUUACCGUUGUGUUUUCUUACUGAAUGCUGUUGUACCAGCCACCCCCCAUAGAGAGAAUUGAUGAUGCUGCAGUUUAGUUCAUUGUUUAUCGCCCCUAUUAGCUUUUUCUUUCACAGUCUACAGAUUAAAUUGCAUAAUUCUUUGUUUAUUCUGUGAUUAGUAGAGCGUGUCCUUAUAAAAUAAGCUAGUCUUUAGUAGCACCUUAGUUUGACUAUGCUAGUUUCGAAUAUGAAUACAAAGAGAUUUGAGUUGAGCUAAUUCUUUUGUUGUUUCACUUUAUAUGAGUCUGGACUUGCCCAGCAGUUCUCUUGAGAGCACGGAGGGAUCUUAGUGAAAGGCUGAAGGAUGGUCUGAUGGACCGCCGCUUUUUCCUGACCCUCCUUUUUUGCUCAGUGUCGUGGGUCUUGUUCUGGGAAGUAAGGUGGAAGAAAAGAAAAGAGAAUCAGAUUGAGGAAUGGCUUCAAGAACAUAGCCUUUCUCAGCACAGGCACUUAUUUGAAGAUGUGCAGACACUGGAAGAAUUGAGUCUGAGCGCACUGAGUCGUCUAGAGGAGGUGGGGAGAGAGCAGCAACGCUGGAGGGAAAUUGCCGAAGCUCACAUCAAGCUGCUUCGAGACUUUGCCUUCCAGGAGUGGCUUAGCUCCCAGAAUCUAGAGCACUAUCACCACACACUGAAAACCUUGGGUUGUAUGAAUCUGGAUGACCUGUCUCGCUUUGACAGUCAGCUGCAGCUCUCUUUAUCUGCCUGGGGUUACUACUACGAAGACUACAUAAAGCUGUCUACAGGCAUCAAGAUUCUGCAGACCUCCAGGGGGAGUCGAGACCAGGACUACGAGAUCCGGCUGGUGCGCAGCCUUGCUGAGAGGCGCCUGAAUGAGAAGUGGUCAACUGCGGGUGCUCUCCUUUUUGGCUGUACUGUGGCGCUGUGCUUUUUGAUAAGGGACCUCAUGUUUUACGUGAUUGGUGGAAUUACUGUUUCCAUCAUAGCGUUUUUCUUUACCAUCAAGUUCCUCUGUGAGCUUGCAGCUAGGAUCGUUAGCUUCCUCCAGAAUGAUGAUCCUGGGAGAAGGGGUGACCGCAGCAUCUACGACUAUGUCCGUGGCAACUACCUGGACCCACGUUCUUGCAAGGUAUCCUGGGACUGGAAGGAGCCACAGGAAGUCGGGCAGACAAUGACCUUUAGAGUCCAGCUUUUCUACAAGAACGGUCAGCCUUUCCCUGCACACCGGCCUGUGGGUUUGAGGGUGAACAUCACUCACAUUGAACUGGCUCUGGACAUCCCUGUCACCCAGGAAGUUCUGCAGGAGGCAGAGUCCAAUAUUGUCAAAGUGGCCUUUACGGUGCGUAAAGCAGGACGUUAUGAGGUUGCUGUAAAGCUGGGUGGCCUCAAUGUGGCUUACAGUCCUUAUUACAAGAUCUUCCAACCAGGUACAGUUGUUCCCUCUAAAACCAAGAUAGCCUACCAUUUCUCCACACUGGUGUUGACAAAUGGCCAGCAACACACUUUGCAAAUUGAACCCAGGGACGAGUAUGGAAAUCCCACCAGUAACUCCACAUCUCUCACGGAUGAAGAAAACUACAGUGUCCAUGUUCACUCUCUUGGCACAGUGGAUGAUGACAGUUCAGAUAAUUUCUACUCCAAGUCAGUCUCACUCAACAAGCAGCAGUGCCAAGUUUUGUUGAGACUCAUCCUGAGAAAGACGGGCUGUUUCAGGGCCCGGAUCUCUUAUAAUGAUCAGCCACUCAGCAACGGGGAGUUUGACAUUAUUGUUCUCAGUGAGAAUGAAAAGGCCUCCGUGGAGAAGAACGUGUCCACUCCGGGCAUUAGCAUCUAUUUUGAGGCGUAUCUCUACAGUAGUGGUAACUACAGCAAUUCCUCCUGGCAGUUACCAGCCUCCUCUCUGUUAGCUCCUCAGAGGAGGCCCUCUAUGGGCGAGGAAGACGAGGAGCAUGACUCUCCUGUGGAGGGUCAACCAGAGAAAGUGAAGAAACCAAAAAAGGUCUACUGUUACAUAUCGCCAAAGCAACUAUCUAUAAAGGAGUUCUACCUGAAAAUUAUUCCAUGGCGCCUUUUCACCUUUCGAGUAUGUCCAGGAACCAAGUUUACCUAUUAUGGUCCAGAUCCAGUUCAUAAGUAUUUAACUCUUGUUGUGGAUGAUGGCAUCCAGCCUCCUGUGGAGCUCAGCUGCAAAGACAGAAACAUCAUGGCUGCCACCUUCAUUCGCUUUCUGCACAAAAACAUUGGAGGCUCUGAAACCUUUCAAGAUAAGGUAAACUUCUUUCAACGUGAACUCAGGCACAUUCACUCCAAGAAACCUCGCACCAAAACCUGCCUAAAAAUCACUCGACAUGCUAUUCUAGAAUCAUCACUAAAGGCAACAAGAAACUUCUCUGUGUCAGACUGGAGUAAGAACUUUGAAGUUGUGUUCCAGGAUGAAGAAGCUCUCGACUGGGGAGGCCCUCGCAGGGAGUGGUUUGAGCUCAUCUGUAAGACCCUUUUUGACACGUCAAACCAGCUGUUUACUCGCUUCAGUGAAAACAACCAGGGCCUUGUGCACCCAAAUGCUGACAGGCCACCCCACCUGCGCCUGAAGAUGUACGAGUUUGCUGGUCGCAUCGUCGGUAAAUGUUUGUAUGAAUCUGCUUUGGGCGGAUCCUACAAACAGCUGGUCCGAGCUCGCUUUACACGUUCCUUCCUGGCUCAGAUCAUUGGCCUAAGGAUGAACUACAAGUACUUUGAGACAGAUGAUCAGGAGUUCUACAAAACUAAAGUCUGCUUCAUCCUAAACAAUGACGUGAGUGAAAUGGACCUGGUGUUUGCUGAGGAGAAGUACAAGUCAGGCCAGCUGGAAAAGGUGGUGGAGCUGAUUUCAGGGGGAGCUCAGAUCGCUGUCACCAAUGACAACAAGAUGCAUUACCUUAACCUUCUUGCUCAGUACAGACUAGCCAGCCAGGUCAGGGAUGAGGUGGAACAUUUCCUGAAAGGUUUGAAUGAACUGGUUCCAGAGAAUCUGUUGGCCAUAUUUGAUGAGAAUGAGUUGGAGUUGUUGAUGUGUGGAACGGGGGAUAUAAACGUCCAAGACUUCAAAGCCCAUGCGGUGAUUGUCGGAGGAUCAUGGUACUUUAGAGAGAAGGUCAUGAAGUGGUUCUGGGCAGUGGUGUCCAGUUUCACUCAGGAAGAGCUGGCUCGUCUGUUGCAGUUCACCACUGGCUCCUCUCAGCUUCCCCCUGGAGGAUUCAACACACUCUGCCCCUCAUUCCAGAUCAUUGCAGCCCCUACACAUAGCACAUUACCCACUGCACAUACCUGUUUUAACCAGCUGUGCCUCCCUACAUACGACUCCUACGAGGAACUGCACAAGAUGCUGAAGCUGGCUAUCAGCGAGGGCAGCGAGGGCUUCGGCAUGCUUUGACUCCUUCAUCACUGUGGUUCCCCUCAUUCACAUAAAGACCAGCACUUCUUCACAGCCCAGGUUUCCCGUUUCCUGCAUUAAUUUCCGCCCAACAGCCCCAACAUGUUGGCGGUCCCUAUAUUUCUCUGUCACGUGUUCAGGAUGUCCCCUUAAACUGAAUAAAAAUAAAUGGGACUCGAGUCAUAUGAACCUGGAUGCUACUAUUUGUAAAUACCAUUUAAACUAGAAAUAGAAACUUGUGGCCUCGUAAAAAGAAAUGUGACAUCGGAAUCAUUUCUGCUUUCCAGAGUUUGCUUUAGCUUAAUGCGCUUUGAAAGACAUAAGAACAAAGGCCUUGAGUUGUAUUGUAUAAUAAUGGCUUCUUUUGCAUUUUGCAAACGGAGGAACACUUUAAGUGCAACAGCAGCCUCACCAUGCUGUGGGUGACACAUCUGCAGCACUUUGGCCUUAAACGAUCAGGGACUGAUGUGUUUUUAUGUAAAUAUAUAAGCUCAUUGCUUAAGUUCAAGCACUUGUAUAGAUUAAUAUGUACAGAGAUUUUCUUUUGACCGUGUUCUUUAAGGAGAAGGGAUUUGGUCAUUGCUGCAUGUAUGGUAGGGUUAUGCUUUUUUGUUUUGAUUUUUUUUUUUGCCUGCCAGAGGUGAUAAAGGGGUUUUAAAGUAAGCCAAGUAGUUUCUGUUACCUGUUUUUACCUUAUGAAGUUUUGGGAAAAUGUAUUUUUUGACCCAUUUUAUCUUUAAUACCCUGCCUUAUAUAUUCCCCUGCCUCUGAUUGUAACCAGAUAGGUGCUUUUGUUAGAUAAUAGGUCACACUAAUAGGAAAUAAAUUAAGGAAGUUAGUCAUCAGCCCCUAUAUAAGACAAUUUAUAUAUAUACAUGUUUUUAUUUUAUAUUUUAUUUGUCAUGUCUUUAUGGUUUCUCUCAGGAUGUCCUCUUCCACCUAUGCAUCUACAGCUCUGUACAUGUCUACCUUCACUUUUCAAUCUAUAGCCCUAUGCUUCCUCUUUCUGGCUAAUUUAUUGGAGAGCGUUGUACUUUUUGGGAAUAUAUAUAUUUUUUUCUGUUAAGUUAUUGUGAAACUAUUUAUUUCAAAUGCUUUGAGGGUUUUCUGUGCUCUAAGCCAACAGAUGUUCUCUGUUUUAUUUCUGUGCAUAGUUGUUUAAACAUUUUUUUCUGUUAAUUGUUUACAUGAUCAUUAGUCAUUUUGUAUUUAUAUACCUAUAGGGGUGUUUGUAGAGCAUUAAGUCCACAAGAGGAUUGCUUUUUUUUUUUUUUCUGCAUAUACCCCACAAAAACACUUUGAAUGCAGUUUUACUCUUUGCUGGCUUUGGUUUCAGCUUUGCCGCUCAGAGAUUUGGCUUUUCAGACAGUGAGAACAUUAAGAGUGGCUUCGUUAGCCGGCGCUCUGCCGUGUUAAGAGGUUUGUAACAGUAUUUACAGAUUUGUUCUGCUUUGGAAUGUGCAAUGUUUGACCUGAUGUACUGAGGGAAGUGCUGAAAUGUGAAUAUUUCAUCAGGGUGACAUUUCAGGACGAUUACCAAUGACUGCGUUCGUGUUUAUCUGUGAGGAUGAGAGGUUUAAGCAUUAGUUGUCGUAUAAAUCUUCUAAACAGAUAAUAAAAUGAAGGAGGUUUACUUUCUGGUUUUAUGUUUGUGUUUUUCUUUUCCAAAACAUCAACCAGUCGACGUAAUGGUUGAAUGUUUUUCUGAGUUGAGCCUGAGCGUGACUUUUACUGAUGUACAUAUUGUGAAAUAUUUGCUCAUAUUUUUGUGGGGGGAGGGCGGGGGGAUCCUGCUU
Messenger RNA from Cyprinodon variegatus (sheepshead minnow), 5308 nucleotides. It is a transcript of the gene arel1, whose product is annotated as apoptosis resistant E3 ubiquitin protein ligase 1. Lineage: Eukaryota; Metazoa; Chordata; Actinopteri; Cyprinodontiformes; Cyprinodontidae. The transcript is spliced from 22 exons. Gene Ontology annotation, molecular function: ubiquitin-protein transferase activity. Bases 453 to 3512 code for a protein of 1019 amino acids. Gene Ontology annotation, biological process: protein polyubiquitination; negative regulation of apoptotic process; positive regulation of protein catabolic process. The record is from RefSeq and is a predicted model, not a curated record.